Naegleria gruberi is the source of this 450-nucleotide messenger RNA. RefSeq lists its product as uncharacterized. The transcript has a single exon. The coding region runs from base 1 to 450 and encodes 149 amino acids. NCBI's taxonomy places the organism in Eukaryota, Heterolobosea, Eutetramitea, Acrasida, Naegleriidae. The record is from RefSeq and is a predicted model, not a curated record.
AUGGCCAGUUUGAUGCAAUCAAUCUUAAAGUCUAGGAAUAGUACAAACAAGAUUCACUUGGAUGGUGAAAUGAGAAAGGAGUACAUUAAGCUUCAUAAGGCAGUAAGACAUGCUCACGACCAAGGCAGACAUACACCAAGUCCUGAACCAUUCAGAAUGUCUCCUAGCCCUGAACCGAAAACCCACGAUCAACAUCACAAAAAUCUGCAACAUCAUGAAGAGAAUAUCAGUGCAGUUCCACUUGAAGUUGUAAAUCGAGUGCUGAAAGAAGAUUACGUGAUAAGAAGACAAUUAUUUAUGAAACAGGUAUUCGAUAGUACAGAAAAACAAUAUUUCAAAUGUCUUCUCGAUUCUGAAAGAAUGUAUCAACUUGUUGUAAUUGCAAGAACAAGAGCAGCUUCAAUGCUAGAGAAGAAGAGAAACUCUGUCUACCUCAGUGCUGAACAAUGA